AGCCGUGCGUCGAAUCUCCACCGUCGAUUAAAUUGUCGAAUAUUGACCACACGAUAUCCGUGAUCCGACGGCGUCUAAUAGAUCAACUAGAACGUUCUCUUCCUCUUCCCCGAUCGAAACAAGCCUUCUAUAUAUAUAUUAUAAAGACGUCCUCUCCACGACGCUCUAAGAAAUAAAAGUACUCGUGUUCACCUCGUGCCCAUCCACUCGCAUUUUAUUUCCCAGAUUCUUAUCUUCUCUCGAAAAAGAUUUUAGCGAAGAUGACGAAGAACUACCCAGCUGUUAGCGAAGAGUACCAGAAGGCUAUUGAGAAGUGCAAGAGGAAGCUGAGAGGCUUGAUCGCUGAGAAGAACUGUGCACCAAUCAUGGUUCGCCUCGCAUGGCACUCUGCUGGAACAUUCGAUUGCGCCUCGAGGACUGGUGGUCCGUUCGGAACAAUGAGGUUUGACGAUGAGCUGGCUCAUGGAGCCAACAAUGGUCUCCACAUUGCUCUUAGGUUGUUGGAGCCCAUCAGGGAGCAGUUCACUACCAUCUCCCACGCUGAUUUCCAUCAGCUUGCUGGUGUUGUGGCUGUUGAAGUCACUGGUGGACCUGAGAUUCCUUUCCACCCUGGAAGAGAGGACAAGCCCCAGCCACCUCCAGAGGGUCGUCUCCCUGAUGCUACAAAGGGCUGUGACCACUUGAGGCAGGUCUUCUUAAAGCAGAUGGGUUUAACUGACCAGGACAUUGUCGCUCUGUCUGGUGCCCACACUCUGGGAAGAUGCCACAAGGAUAGAUCUGGCUUCGAAGGUGCCUGGACUUCAAACCCUCUUAUCUUCGACAACUCUUACUUCAAGGAACUCUUGAGCGGUGAGAAGGAAGGUCUUCUUCAGCUCCCUUCUGACAAGGCUCUGUUGGACGAUCCCGUCUUCCGUCCUCUUGUUGAGAAAUACGCUGCUGACGAGGAAGCAUUUUUCGCUGAUUACGCUGAGGCCCACUUGAAGCUUUCUGAGCUCGGGUUUGCUGAUGCUUAAGUGUGUCAUUCCUUGUGUGAUCCCCCGACACUCAUGGCUGCUUUUGGGUUGGUGGAGGGUUUGCAUUCCCUUUGAACUUUUGUCAUUUGAUUUGCUUAAUGUAGUCGGAAGGAUCUGCGUAGCUUGUUUUUUUUGGAUGGUAUUGUGAGUUUGUCGUAGUUCUGUUGCUCUUUUGCUAUGUAUGAUGCUGUCAGACAUUCUGCUGUGGUUGUUAACCUUUUUGUUUGUCAUCUU
This is a messenger RNA of Brassica napus (rape), 1247 nucleotides long. Its product is annotated as L-ascorbate peroxidase 1, cytosolic-like. Bases 261 to 1013 code for a protein of 250 amino acids. The transcript has 9 exons. Gene Ontology annotation, molecular function: peroxidase activity; heme binding. The record is from RefSeq and is a predicted model, not a curated record. Gene Ontology annotation, biological process: hydrogen peroxide catabolic process; cellular response to oxidative stress; response to reactive oxygen species. NCBI's taxonomy places the organism in Eukaryota, Viridiplantae, Streptophyta, Magnoliopsida, Brassicales, Brassicaceae.